AUCCGGUGUGCACUAGGACCUGUGGGAAUCCAGCAGCUCGAGACAGCAAUAAUAACAGCGCAGGCUUUCAGUCACUCACUGCAUUUCGGGACACACCUGGCUUUCUGAUCAGAGACAAUUCCGUUGAAAGUCUCUCUUCGAAAUGGAAAUAAUCUGACAGUUUAAUUAAUCGAUGUUGGUGGCAUCGUAAUGUCUAGAUCGGUACCAUUGCAUAUGUGGCAAUGUGCAUAUGAGCCGAGUUCACAUAAAUGGACCACGCAGACGGUCAAUUGAGAUCCGAAACAUCGACGUCGACGAUGACGUUUCAUGAACAAUGACACUAACGCUGCGAGGAUCGACACAUAUUAAGCGCACGAGAAGUGGGGAAAGAUGGAAAACAACAAGGCGAACGAGCAUGACAUCACAGAGGUGGUGGCGCAGCAGUCCGCCGUGAACAAGAGUGAGAACGGUGUCGUGAUGGUGAUCAGCCACAGUAACGUCCAACCACCCUUCAGUGUGCUGUGGGCGACGGUCCUGUACUGCGCGGAGUUUAUAUGUGCCUCUGUGCUCAGCAGCAGGUACCAUGACACUGAGAACGUGGUGUGGAUGGGACUGACUAUUACAUUCAUGCUGGUUCCGUCGGUGCUGACCCAACUCACACUGACCUUCGUGCACCGGGACUUGGGGAGAGACCGACCCCUUGUGCUCUUCAUGCAUCUGCUUCAGAUGGGGCCUAUCAUAAGGUGCAUUGAAGCUCUUGUUGUUUACUGGCAGGCGGGUAAAAAGGAGGAACCAUAUGUUACGAUUUCAAGAAAGAUCAAGCUAAAGCAUGGCAGAGGCUUAGGCUCAGCCCUCGAAUGUGAGAUCGGACACUCUGAGCGCAAGCUAGCCGUCCACCGCAAUGCCUUCAAGCGCACAGCUGUCAUCCAGGCCUUCCUAGGCUCCACUCCUCAGCUCACUCUACAGCUCUACGCCACCAUUCAGGAAAAAUACGUCCUUCCCCCGCGCCUUGCCCUGAUGAUCAUUUCCUUGAUAUCAAUCGUAUACGGGGCUUUAGUUUGCAGUGUUCUGGCCAUACAGAUCAAGUACGACGACUACAAAGUGCGAAUGAAACCUGCCGCCUACCUGUGCAUGAUCCUCUGGCGAGGGUUAGAGAUCGCCACACGGAUCACCACCUUGGUGCUUUUCAGCUCAGCGCUCACGUUCUGGGUGGUCCUGGUGGGCCUGACCAACCUGUUGAUCUUCUUCUUCCAACCAUGGGUUGAGUUCUGGGCCAGGAGGGCGUCACUGCCUGAGAACAUUGAGAUGAACUUCAGCAAGCUGGGCACCACCGUGGUGCUCUGCAUGAUCACGUUCCUCUAUGCCUGCAUUAAUAUUUUCUGCUGGUCUGCCGUGCAGCUGGACCUGGCCGACCACGACCUGGUGGAGAAACAGCCCCGCUGGAGAUGCUUGGCAAUUUACUACACCUUUCGCUUUAUGGAGAAUGUUACCCUUAUCGUCUUGUGGUACUACUUCAAGUCUGACUUCUACGUAUACGUGUGCACACCACUGCUGGUGGUGCAGCUUAUCGUGUGCUACAGCCUGGCUGUGAUCUUCAUGCUGGUCUUCCAUCAGUUCUGCCAUCCGUGCCGCAGACUCUUCCACUACAACGUCGAGGACUGUCUACGUUGUGCGUGCUGCUGGAAGAAAAAGCAAUUCGAGCUACCUGCAGACCGUGCAGAAGGUCUUCAGGAACAUGCACCUCCUGACCUCGCUAACCACCUGACAGAUAGAGAAACCGAUAUUGUGGAUGAUAUCAUGGAGGCAGCAUGAAUUAAGUUGGCUGUUUGUUAUUGUAGCUCUGUUUGGGGCCAUGCUAGGCGUAUUUGCACAUAUCCUGACUCAGGAGUAUUAUUUCGAGAUGAACUAUGCUAUACCUACUGUACUUGGUGAAGGAACAAUUGAUUUUAUAUGGUCCUAAAAGCUUCAGGAAUUUUGUUUUACGUCAUUUGGAGCUUUCCUCCAAAAAAGGAGAUGUAGAGCAUGAUAACCUUAUUACAUUUAUGUGGAGAGGGCAGCUCAUAAUUUAUUAAUUGUAGUGCGCUGACCAUAGACUGACCCAUUUCUUCUUGUUGGCCAUUGAAGACCAAAGAAUGCCUUCGGUUGAGUUAUGCUGUGAUGAUUCACAAAGGCAGCUUUCAUUAGGGAGCUGCAUGGCCAGGUGUGUGGGAAAUGUGCCAAUUUUGGAGGAAUGAAAAUAGUAACAUUUUAGUACCUGCUGCACUAACUUUUUCCAGGAAACUGUGACUCAACUAGCCAAAGAGCCUUCUGAAAUUUUCUUAGGUUUGCCUCAGCAGCCCUGUGCUUUUUAUUAAACCUCUAGAUUUGGAGAGCCUUCUUUAAUGUUGGUAAUUGAACUCUCAUUUGCCUUAAUAUUGUGUGAUAUUGUAAUUUUGUGCCUGAAUAGACUCAUGUUCUUAAUUUUCCACUGGCAAAAAAAAGAUGUCUGUUUGUUUAUUUUGUAUGGAAAUAUUUUUGCCUGUGUUUGCCUGAAUUAUGUGCCUCUUAAGUACUGAGUUGGAAUAUAUGAAUAAAGAUGCAUUGAAUAUUUGAA
Messenger RNA from Rhinichthys klamathensis goyatoka, 2572 nucleotides. RefSeq names its product XK related X-linked (gene xkrx). Lineage: Eukaryota; Metazoa; Chordata; Actinopteri; Cypriniformes; Leuciscidae. The transcript has 4 exons. The record is from RefSeq and is a predicted model, not a curated record. Gene Ontology annotation, cellular component: membrane. The coding region runs from base 370 to 1791 and encodes 473 amino acids.